UCGUGGGUGACAAGUGUUGCAAAGUAUGAGCGAAUGAAUUGCUUUUGUUUUGUUGUCGUGAUUGUCACAGUAAUUUAAAUUGGUACAUGUAACACAUUUUAAACUGAGGAUACAUUAACUUGGAAGAUGUCAUCAAAAAGAACACUACAGGGAGAUUCCCCUAGUGGCAGCCAACCUCCAACCAAAAAAGUACAUUUCGAGCCUUUAAGAAUUGGGCCUGUUUCAACUUUGGAAGAGAUGGAUAUGAAGGUGUUACAGUUUCAAAAUAAAAAACUUGUUGAAAGACUUGAGCAAAGACACCGGCAGGAGGCUGAUCUUCGUCAAAGGAUUGAACAGUUGGAAAAGAGACAGACGAGUGAUGAAGCUGUGUUGUGUGUUGUGAAUCGCUACUGGAAUCAGCUGAAUGAGGAUUUAAGAAUUCUGCUACAGAGAUUUGAUGCUGAAACAUCUGAUGAAUCAGAAACAAAAAAUGAAAAUGAAGCCACAACUUCUUUUGUCACACAGUUAAGCCACUGGGAUAGAGAAGAGCUAGAAGAAAAACUGGCUCAGCGGGUACAAGUAUCCACAAGAGCAGUGGCUAAGGUUGUGCAAGCAUUUGACAGAAUUGUUCAAAGAAAUCAUAAAGUGAUGUUGGCCUUGAAAGGUGAAUCAUCAGAAGGAGAAGAAAAUCCUCCAAGUUUAGAUGCAGCAGUUCGAGCAGCAAACAUUGAAGUCCAGACUGAAAAUGAGAAUAUGCACUCCUUAGUUACAUCAUUACAUGAAAAGCAUCAUCUGACAACAUUAAAAUUUUCUGAGCUUCAGGAUAAAGUUGCAGCUGUAGACACAACCAACGCAGAACUCAAGAACCGCAUUGAAGAUUUAGAAUAUGAACUUAGCAAGACAAAACUGAGAGAAGAGAAGUUGGAUGCUCAUCUUUCAGACACUGUACAGAAACUAAAGAGCUACAACUUGCAGGACAGUGAAGGAAAACCUAUCAUGAAUGCUGUAACACAAGUUAAAGUUGAAGAACUACAGAGAGAACUUGAGGAACAAAAAGAGCUAGCUAACAAUCGGCUGAUGGAGUUGGAGAGUUUAAAUGCUCAACACAAGGAUGCCUUGAAGCUGGUUGAAAAACUAAAAAUGGAUAUCCAAUGUCUGCCAGAAAGUGUUGUUGUGGAAACAUCAGAGUACAAAUGUCUGCAGUCUCAGUUCUCAGUUUUAUACAAUGAGAGCAUGCAGUUAAAAACACAGCUAGAGGAAACUCGGAACCAACUUUCAAGUAGCAAGAAUUCUCAUUUGAGGCAAAUUGAACAGAUGGAGAGUGAAGAAUUGUCCAUGCAGAAAAAAUUAAGAACAGAAGUAAUACAACUGGAAGAUGCAUUAGCACAGGUUAGGAAAGAAUACGAAAUGUUGCGGAUUGAAUUUGAACAGAAUUUGGCAGCUAGUGAACAAACAGGACCAAUCAAUAGAGAAAUGCGUCACCUGAUUACUAGUCUCCAGAACCACAACCAACAGUUCAAAGGAGAGAUCCAGAGAUACAAACGGAAGCUUAAGGAGGCUAAUAAUGAAGUUAUCAAGCUAAAACAAGCUCUAGAUGCAGCAGGGACUUCCAUCAACCCUUGCCUUCUUGCAAGUACUGGCUCCAACAGCUCCAGCUCCUCUUCCAGUGACAGUGGUUCCAGUAAGGAUGAUUUUUCGGCCCCUCCUCAGCAAGCUUCUAGUGGCAUCUGUGGCUCCAGUUCAUCAGGAAAAGAUGAUUGCCACUCAAAGAGGGACAAAGAAGAUGACAAAGAAGUUUCAUCACUCAGAGAGGAAGAGCCACCUUUGGAGAGAGAAAAGGGGAAAAGUGAUUUAGACAUAAUUAGGGAUUUAAAAAUUCAGUUAAAAAAGUCUCAAGAAGCUCAACGAGAAUUAAGGCUACUGCUAGAUAUGUACAAAAGUGCUCCCAAAGAACAGAGAGAUAAAGUCCUGCUGAUGGCUGCAGAGAAAAGAGCCAGAGCAGAAACAGAAGAGUUGAAACAGCAGUUAAAAAAAAUGCAAGAUAAUGAACGUAAGGAACGUCGAAAGCUGGCAGAUGAAGAUGCUAUGAAAAAGAUAAAAUCAUUAGAAGAAAUGGUACAACAACUCCAAAAAGCAAUUGCAGCCCAGAAACAGGAAGAAGAAGCUCUGCUGAGUGAGAUGGAGGUGACAGGUCAAGCGUUUGAAGAUAUGCAAGAACAGAAUCUUCGACUUAUACAGCAACUAAGAGAAAAGGACGAUGCUAAUUUCAAGUUGAUGUCUGAGAGAAUAAAGUCUAACCAAAUCCACAAACUACUGAGGGAAGAAAAAGCUAUGAUGGAUGAGCAGGUCACGUCACUUUUGAGUCAGGUGGAAGCACAGAACCAGGUUGUGAGAAAGUUGGAAGAAAAGGAGAGACUGUUGCAGAACAAUUUAUCAACAAUAGAAAAAGAACUCAGCUUACGUCAGCAAGCGAUGGAGAUGCACAAAAGAAAAGCUAUAGAAAGUGCCCAGUCAGCUGCAGACUUGAAGCUCCACUUAGAGAAGUAUCAUGGACAGUUAAAAGAAGCUCAAACUACAGUGGCAGAGAAAACAAGUGCAGUUCAGCAGGAAGCAUUUAAAACUAGAAGGUUACAGGAGGAAAUUAUUAGUCUAAGAAGGAAGGUUGAAAGAGCUAAAAAGUUUGAACUGGCUACAACAGCUGAUGAAGUUUUAAUGGAAGAAAUUAGAGAGUAUAAAGAAAAUCUGACUUGUCCUUCAUGUAAAGUUAAGAAAAAGGAUGCUGUCUUAAGGGAGUCCUGGGAAGAAUAACUGUGUAUGGAUGCAGGAGCUGGGAUCAGCAGAGAUGAGAGUCCAGUUGAGUGGACAGCACAUCUCCCCUUUAGACUGCAGCAGAAAGGCAGUCAAAAUGUAGGUAUAAGAUAAUUGGUCUUAUAGUAAUAAUAAUAAACAAGAGCAAUCAGAGAGGUUGCAUGCUCUUGCCCUGCCACUCCUUUUCGAGAUUGCAUGUGUUUAUAUUGGAUAAUGUAGAAUUUUUGCCCUUGAAAACUCAGAAAAUCCUUCUCAGAUCCAGAAUGAUAAACAGUCCGGAUUGUGUUUUGUUGUGUGAAAAGGAGUCUCAACCUUAACGUGUCCAUGAAAUUUGGUAAAAAUCUGAUUACACUUUACCAAGUCACUAACUGAAAACUGUGAAAAUGGCCUACCUCUUCAUUAUAAAAAAUGCUUCAAAGUGAUCCAGAAUUCAAAUUUGGAUCCAGACCAAAUUUGGGGAGAGCUGUCUCAUACUGAUUUCCCAUCUUGUUUAAAAUUUUCGUGUACAUCAGUCUAUUAGUUUUCAAGAUACUUGCACAGAAACACGGACACACACAGACCCAAUUGCAAUACCCUCAAAAGGGCGAGAGUAAUUAAUAACUGGACUUAUGUGAUUGUAUAGGCUAAUGGUUCCCAACCUUCUUCCAACUGAGGACCAGUAAGUUCUAGUCUCAAAACUUCAUUCACCACUUAACUCUGUAAAGUACUUUUAUAUUGCAUUGUACAAUAAUAUACUUCAGUAGUUACAUUUUUAAACACUUUUUUUUUAAACCAUUUUGAGGGCUGGCUGAAAUCCCUUUGUGAACCAUCAUAGAUUCAUAGAUUGGCAGUUCAGAAUCAUAGGUAUGGACUACUAACCAUGAUAAUGAUCCAUGUUUAUUGAAUGUAAACAAAACACUUUCCAGCAAAACACGAUUAAACAAAAACUUAAGUCACUUGUAAUGUUACAUAGAAAGUCGUGUUUGUAAAGUGUAAUUAUUAUAGAAAUAGACAAAUUUUGAUGUUAGGUGUUUUUCAUGGUAAUUAGUUUAACAAGAUAUGACUACACAUAAACUAAAACACUUUGGUAUUUGGUGGUCUUUAAAAAAACACUUAAGAAUGGUAAUUUAUUAACACUUCUGACAGAUGGAUAUGGCAAGCAUAAUUUAUGAAUGCCAUAUUUAAUUAUUCCAAAUAACAAUAAAUAAUAUAUGUGUGUGAUGUGUGGAAAACAGUAAUGAUUAAUUUUUAAUCAAUUGUAUAUAUAUUUAUAUAUAUGGUACUGGACCAAACUGUAUCCUAAUGCAAAGCCUAUGGGUGCAAUUUGUACCAAUGUUGAUAAUCAAGUUUAUGAGCAGUUUAUAAACUAAAAUUCGUUUAUUUCCACCUCAGUCAGUAUUUGAAACAGUUAUGUGAGUUGUAUCACAACUGUCUUUUGUUUUGGUGCAAAUCUUCACCUGGUUAAUUACCAUAUUUCUGUAUCCCACAUUUACGGUAGCUUUGUUAACCAGGGUGACAUCAUUUCUAUUUUAUACACUCAUUAUAUAUUAGAGUCCCAUGUCUUUGAUUAGUUUGCUGAUUGUGUUUGACACUGAAAUGUACUGUCUCUGAGUCAAUAUUCAUGGCAUCAGUCACCAGAAGUUCUUUCUGGCAUGAAGACUUGAAUAACCAAUCACCAGGACAUCUUUAUAAAGUGAUGACUUAGAUACCAAUCACCAGGACCUCUUUCUGGAGUGAGACUUGAAUAAAGGGUCAUUCUAGAGUUCAGACUUGAAUAACCAAUUACCAGGAGCCUUUUUUCCUGAAGUGAUGUUUUGACUUAGAAUCAUCAGGAGCUCUAUCUGAAGUAAUGAUUUGGUGUAACAGUAUCAUAGCAUACUCUCCAUCAGGUAAUAUGUUAUUUUGUGAUCAUGAAGUCUCAUAUGAAGCACUUAAGGAUGUUUGAAACAAUGAGGUAAAGUCAACUGAAUACGUGGAUCAAUCCACAAGUGGCUACCCUUAUUGCUGACUGUUGAGCAUCCAGGAAACUCUGAAAAUAGAAACUUCACUCUUCACCUGUGCUGAUUGAUGUUAUUGAAUAUUUAAAAAUGACAGUUAUAGCAUCUUAAUAUUCUGAAACUAUGUUGUUUUAAUACCACUGAAUUCUUUUGUUUUCAUGUAGCUCAUUUUAUUAUUGGCUUUCUCAUACAACUUUAACCCUCUUUAUUAAUAUAUUAUGAGAAAAAUACUGUCAUAUAUCAUUAUGAAGCAAGAAGAUGGGUAAUUUCAAUUACUGGCAUAUUACUUUUUUGUUAUAUUGUGAAUGUGCACCAUGUUUAAAUAGCAGUAGUAUUUAAAUUCAUAUGCAUAUAGUAUUAAACAGAAGUUCUCGGGAAAGGCAUAUGUUAAGUAGUUGGACUGUCUGCUAUUGUGAAUUACGUUUGUACAGUGUGGAAGGAAUCAAAUACUUUUAUGUAUUUGGUUGGGUGCAAUUGUUAAAAAUAACUUGUUUCUUUUUACUAUUAAUGUAAAGAUUCAUGUUGUGGUUAAUUUAAGAAAUAUGUAAUACUGUCGUCAGAAUAUUAAAGUAAAUAAA
Messenger RNA from Limulus polyphemus (Atlantic horseshoe crab), 5341 nucleotides. It is a transcript of the gene Bre1, whose product is annotated as E3 ubiquitin-protein ligase Bre1-like. Gene Ontology annotation, molecular function: metal ion binding; ubiquitin protein ligase activity. Gene Ontology annotation, cellular component: HULC complex; nucleus. The transcript has 20 exons. Bases 127 to 2787 code for a protein of 886 amino acids. The record is from RefSeq and is a predicted model, not a curated record. NCBI's taxonomy places the organism in Eukaryota, Metazoa, Arthropoda, Merostomata, Xiphosura, Limulidae.